UUUUGCACUGUUGGCAUGUAUUUGAUGACAGCAGCAUCUUUCCCUGGUGGCAUGUUAAUCCCCAUUCUGUAUGUUUCUCUUUUGUGUGAGAUGGGAUGUACCAUCUUGAUUGUUGUUGCCUCCCUCAAUGUGACCAUAUAGUGUAUGUGUAUAUUCACAGUAGGUUACUGUUAGGCUUUUUGUUGUGUUCAUUGCUUUAUUGAUGACUUUUCUUUUCAUAGUUAAUAGUCCUCAAGAGUGUAGCUAUCUGAUUCAUGAUUGGCUCUGUCAUUAAUUAUGACAGGCUGUGUAUACAGCGUUAUAAUCUGUUCAGCAUGUUUAUUGAGCACUAUCUCCUCCUUCUGUCCUGGGUAUUGGGGAAAUGACAGAGUUCCUGCCCUCAGGCUGCUUACAGACUGGGGAAGGAAACAAAAAUGAGCAGUUACUUACACUGUGGUGUCAAGAUCAGUGGUUCUCAAACUGAUGUGCACAUCAGACUCACUUGGAGGGCUGUCCCUCACUUGGGGGAGUUAAAAUACCUAUUCUUGGGCCUAAGGCCCAGAAUUUGAUUCAGGAGAUCUGGGGUGAGGUCCAAGAAUAUGUAUUUCUACACUUUGAGAACCAGUGAUCAAGAUAAAAGUGUAAUGAAAACUCAGGCCAGGAGGGGUUCAAGAAGACUUCCAAAGUGUGACGCUGAGCUGGGUCAGGCAAGUGAAAGGCAGAAGGGCAUUCCAGCCAAAGGGACCAGCCUGUUCACAGCACAGAAGCAUGAAAGAUCAUGGUGUGUCUGAAGAACUGAAGUAAAUCAAUUUGGAGCAAAAAGGACUCUUGUGGGCAUGUGGCCAAAGAUGUAAGCAGAAGUCAACUUGUCGAAAGGGCCUUUUAGAAGACGGAGAAAUGCUCAGAUUUGUGUUACAGAAAAAUCUCUGUGGUUGCCAUGUGGAUGACGAAUUGGAGGAGCAGAGUUAGGAACCUGUCGCAAAUAGUCCAGGGGAGAGAAAUGCUGGUCCAGACUUACAAGGGCAGUGGGAUAGAGCAAAUCAAGGCCUACAGCUUUAGAGUUGGCAGAGUCUCCUGUUUCCUCUAUUGCUUCUGAACCUUCACUGGUUGGCAAUGGCCUUUACCUUUGAACACAGUCCUUCCUGUCAUUAGAAGACAGUGACUGUAGCCUUGCUGAAAGUGACAGGUAUUUGCCUGAACACCUUUUUGUGACUUGUGACCCUGCCCCCAGCAGUAGGACAGAGUGGAGGAAGGAGGAAGAACCUAAAAGGCAGGUUCUGUGUGCCUGCACCUCUUCCUCCUCAACACUUUCCUCUCCCAGGGCAGAUGGUGUGAGUCGCUUUUACUCUCUCCCCUCUUUCUUUCAUUUGGUCAGGCCUUAACAUAUUAUAUACCUGCCUGACCAGGUCGCCUCCGGUGUCCCUGGAAGGGAAAGAAGGAGGAGUAAGGGUUUGUUUGCCUGCCUGCGGAGGCAGGAUUGAUAGAGGCAGCAACUCCUGGUGGCCAGAAUGGAGUUGUGGCCGGGGAUAUGGCCUGUGCUGCUGCUGCUCUUCCUGCUGCUGCUCUUCCUGCUGCCCACCCUGUGGUUCUGCAGCCCCAGUGCCAAAUACUUCUUCAAGAUGGCCUUCUACAAUGGCUGGAUCCUCUUCCUGGCGGUGCUCGCCAUCCCUGUGUGUGCUGUGCGAGGACGCAACGUUGAGAACAUGAAGAUCUUGCGUCUGAUGCUGCUCCACAUCAAAUACCUGUAUGGGAUCCGAGUGGAGGUGCGUGGGGCCCACCACUUCCCUCCCUCACAGCCCUACGUCGUGGUCUCCAACCACCAGAGCUCACUCGACCUGCUUGGGAUGAUGGAGGUACUGCCAGGCCGCUGUGUGCCCAUUGCCAAGCGUGAGCUGCUGUGGGCUGGCUCUGCUGGACUGGCCUGCUGGCUGGCAGGAGUCAUCUUCAUCGACCGGAAGCGCACUGGGGAUGCCAUCAGUGUCAUGUCUGAAGUUGCCCAGACCCUGCUCACCCAGGACGUGCGGGUCUGGGUUUUUCCAGAGGGCACGAGAAACCACAAUGGCUCCAUGCUGCCCUUCAAACGUGGCGCCUUCCACCUUGCAGUACAGGCCCAGGUUCCCAUUGUCCCCAUUGUCAUGUCCUCCUAUCAAGACUUCUAUUGCAAGAAGGAGCGUCGCUUCACUUCGGGGCGAUGUCAGGUACGGGUGCUGCCCCCAGUGCCCACAGAAGGGCUGACACCAGAUGACGUCCCAGCUCUGGCUGACAGAGUCCGGCACUCCAUGCUCACCGUUUUCCGGGAAAUCUCCACUGAUGGCCGGGGCGGUGGUGACUGUCUGAAGAAGCCUGGAGGGGUGGGCGACGCCCGGCUCUGAGCUCCCUUCCCAUCUACCCCCAUGUUCCUCCCACACCUACCAACCCAGUGGGCCCUGAAGCAGGGCCAAGCCCACUUCCUUGUUUCUCCUCUCCCCACUGUUCUCCUCUUUGGAAUCUUCAAUUUCUGAAGUGAAUGUGGAUAUAGCACCGCUCCUUGCCCCUUCCCAGUUCCCCCCAUGGACUCUCUUGCCUCGGUGCAGUCUCCACUCUGACCCCCACCCACCUCCUGUGCCAUCUUGUCUUUGGGACGGUUGCCUCCCCCUCAUCUCCAGUGGCUCACCCACACAAGGGUGGGAACACACCAUCCUUUCCCCAGGGGACCCUCUUCUUUUGUGAUCUUCUCUCCCUCUCCACCCCACAUUGGCCAGUGGACUCAUCCAUUCUAUGGAACAAUACCCUACCACAAGUCCAUGGAUUCAGUGGACUUAUCCGUUUGUGAGGACUCCUCACACUGUGGCUGGAAGCAAUGCCUGGAACAUUCCUGGCUUAUCCUGGGAACACUCCUCAGCACCCUCACCCUCCCUCCCAUGGAGCCUCCUAUCAGUGGAGGCUGGACUCUUCUCACUCAGAGGUUUCAUCCUGCCCAUACCCAGGUGCCCAGGGGUGAGCAUACUCCUAGAUGCCAGUUUGGUCUCCACAUUUCUGCUUCCCCCCAUCCCUGUGGUACAGUUCUUCAGUGGUCCUGGCCCCAACCCAGUCCCCUGCAGCCUGGCUGUACCAUUCUAACCAGACACAAGGGGAAGAGGCAGACAUUAGGUGCUGCACUCACUUCUGCUCCCUGGGAAGUUGGGGAAAGGAACUGAACCCUGGCUGGAGGGGAUGGGAGGGCUUUUAAUUUAUUUCUCUUUCUUUUGAGGCUUCCCCUCUCUGAGCCAGUUUUCAUUUCCUCCCUGUGGCAUUAGCCACUCCUGCCUCCCACCCCAGACCUGUGCCCACAACUGGGAAGGUGGGCUGGGAGCAAAAAGAGAGGGUGGGACCCAGUUUUGUGUGGUUUUUAUUAAUUAUCUGGAUAACAGCAAGAAACCCGAGAAUAAAGAUUGAGAGAGAGAGAGAGAGA
Messenger RNA from Prionailurus viverrinus (fishing cat), 3409 nucleotides. RefSeq names its product 1-acylglycerol-3-phosphate O-acyltransferase 1 (gene AGPAT1). Gene Ontology annotation, molecular function: 1-acylglycerol-3-phosphate O-acyltransferase activity. Lineage: Eukaryota; Metazoa; Chordata; Mammalia; Carnivora; Felidae. Gene Ontology annotation, cellular component: endoplasmic reticulum; membrane. The coding region runs from base 1488 to 2351 and encodes 287 amino acids. The transcript is spliced from 7 exons. The record is from RefSeq and is a predicted model, not a curated record. Gene Ontology annotation, biological process: phosphatidic acid biosynthetic process.